AUGUCAAAUCAACAUCAAUUAUCAUCCUUGGACGAACAAUGUGAAGAUUUCUUCCAAUCAACUCACUCUAGACACUUAUCAGGACGAUACAUUGUCAGAAUUCCACUCAUCUGUUCACCUGCAGCUCUUGGAGACUCCUAUACAACUGCGUAUCGAUGCUUGAAACGUCAGUUGAGGAGAUUAACCAGCGAGACUGAAUACAGCAAUCUCUAUAGACAAUUCAUGAAGGAAUACGAAGAACUUGGUCAUAUGAGACCUGCUCCAACGAUCAAUCAAGAAUCUCAAGACAUUCAUCCAUACUUUCUUCCUCAUCAUGGGGUUUUAAGACCAAGCAGCACUACCACCAAGCUUAGAGUCGUCUUCAAUGGAUCCAGCCCGAGCUCAACUAGAAUCUCAUUGAAUGACAUCACUCAUACUGGAGCAAAAAUUCAAUUAGACAUUUUUGACGUACUUCUUUGGGUUCGUCAACAUCAAUACGUAUUCGCAACUGACAUAACAAAAAUGUAUCGUCGAAUAAUGUUUCAUCAUGAAGAUUGGAAGCUUUAA
This is a messenger RNA of Chelonus insularis, 546 nucleotides long. RefSeq lists its product as uncharacterized. The transcript has a single exon. The coding region runs from base 1 to 546 and encodes 181 amino acids. The record is from RefSeq and is a predicted model, not a curated record. Lineage: Eukaryota; Metazoa; Arthropoda; Insecta; Hymenoptera; Braconidae.